This is a messenger RNA of Belonocnema kinseyi, 546 nucleotides long. RefSeq names its product late histone H2B.L4-like. The transcript has 2 exons. Gene Ontology annotation, molecular function: protein heterodimerization activity; DNA binding; structural constituent of chromatin. The record is from RefSeq and is a predicted model, not a curated record. Lineage: Eukaryota; Metazoa; Arthropoda; Insecta; Hymenoptera; Cynipidae. Gene Ontology annotation, cellular component: nucleosome. Bases 109 to 465 code for a protein of 118 amino acids.
AGAGCUCUGCUUCAACUUACUGACGCUAACUAAUUUUGAAAACACAGUUACAGAUCUUCCAAAUAUUUUAAUUGCCAUAUUUUUCAAAAAUUCGAUUAUCCUGUAAUAAUGGGUCGCGGUAAAAAAGUAUUACUGCAGAAAAAAAGUUCUGAAUCGUCGGACAAAAAGCGAAAGUUCAAAAGGAAGCAAACCUAUUCUACCUAUAUUUACAGGGUUUUGAGGCACAUCCACAAUGAUUGUAGGAUUUCGAAGCAAGCUAUGGCAGUAAUCAACAGUUUUAUGAACGAUAUGUUCGAAAGAAUUGCCUCAGAGGCUUCACGAUUGGUUCGUUAUAGAAAAAAGGCGACCUUGUCAUCUCGUGAAAUUCAAAUGGCAGUCCGUCUUCUUCUGCCUGGAGAAUUAUCAAGACAUGCUAUUUCAGAAGGUAACAAAGCAGUUGCAAAAUACAACAACGCUCAAGAAUAGGGUUCAAUCAUUUACAGUAUCAAGUUUUUAUAUCAAACAAUUUUUUGUAAAACACGGAACCAUUUUAACGGGAUUUAAAAU